Pseudomassariella vexata is the source of this 1234-nucleotide messenger RNA. RefSeq lists its product as uncharacterized. Bases 218 to 1135 code for a protein of 305 amino acids. The transcript has 2 exons. The record is from RefSeq and is a predicted model, not a curated record. Lineage: Eukaryota; Fungi; Ascomycota; Sordariomycetes; Amphisphaeriales; Pseudomassariaceae.
GUUUCUUUUCAUAUGACCACUGGAACCCUAGCCACGCAUAAUACCUCAUGUAGCAGUCGAGUUAUAACGUUCAAUACGUCCAAUAUUCAAUCCUGUAUUACUGAACCUAUCAUUACUUCCUUCUCUGAAAAGCCAAAUUAUCAGGGCGCUCUUAAAUCAGUCCUCCACACCGGCCAAACGGCUUCUUCGGCUCCCAAAUUGAUUGCACUACGAAAAGAUGCUGGCACCGGUCCAGAACCAGUCAGCCCCAUGGAUAGCUACGGAGCCCGAUGGCAAGGAGGAAGCAAUAAAUAAGGAUGCUAAAGACGGCGCCACUAGGCAUGUCCAGUGGUAUCAGCCUGCAAUCAAGUUUCUGCCACGAAGCACGGUCGACUUCUUUGAAAAUUACGUUGGGGUCAAGGGUAAAGAUGCAAUCACAACCCACAUUUACAAUGUCAGGGAUAUGGCCUGGCAAGUACUCCCCUACCCAUGCAUCGGCCUGUUCCGAUUCUUGGACUUCGGCAUACACCUCUCCCCGGAUUACCCAACCGUAGUCCGGCGCGUGCAAGAAGGCGCAACCUUUCUUGACCUUGGAUGCUGCUUCGGGCAGGACGUUCGCAAACUGGCCUACGACGCCGGAACAUCGUUCAAUCUGAUCGGCACGGACCUCGAAGAACCAUUCCUGCAACUGGGAUACGAGCUUUUCCGCGACAGGGGCCGUUGCGACGCGACCUUUGUACGCGGAAAUGUCUUUGAAGAAGACUUUCUUGAGCCAUACCGCGGCAAGAUCAACAUUAUUUAUGUGGGCAGCUUUCUGCAUCUGUUCAAUGAGGCUCAGCAGAAGAAGGUAGUGCGACAGGUAAAUCGGCUUCUGCGUCCCCAGAAAGGCUCUAUGGUGUUUGGACGACACCUUGGCGCAGAGAAAGGGGGUCAUUUUACCAUGAAGAGCAUUGGCUGGGACCUUUACAGGCAUGAUCUCCAAACCAUUGCCGAUCUUUUCCAGUCAAAUGGUUCAGCAGAUGGAGAUGUGCAAGAAGUCAAAUGGGAGGUCACCAGUUCAUUGGGCCGCUAUGAAUCUGCUAAUUGGGACGACGACAGGCGUGGUUGGCAGGGAGACGAGACAAAGCAGAUGAUUUUCACUGCAGUUAGGCUGUGAUUGCCAGCCAACUCGGAUGUAUCAGCUGCUAGCGACUUGACGUCGGGAUAUUAGAAUGCUGAAGUGAGAUUCAUAAUCUAGUCCUCGUCAACUCUUGAG